AUGGCGAUGGGUGACGCGACGCCGUCGGUGCUAAUCCCGAUGCCCAGCCGCGAGCGCGACCGGGACCGGGACCUGCUCGUGCCGACCGCCGCCGUCGCCACCCAUGCGUCCCCGUCCGCCCGCACCGUCGCCGACUCCGACGACGACGAGAGCAAGCCCUCCUCUGCCUCCUCCUCCGCCGCCGCCGCCGCCGUGCAGACCGGCCGCGAGGCGUUCCAUAAGGUUGUGCAUAGCUGGGCGUCCAAGAAGUUCAUGACCGGAUGUGUCAUCCUCUUCCCAAUUGCACUUACAUUCUAUGUGACAUGGUGGUUCUUUCGCUUUGUGGAUGGGUUUUUCUCCCCAAUAUAUGCUCACUUGGGAAUCAAAAUAUUUGGGCUUGGUUUUGUAACAUCGAUAUCUUUCAUUUUUGUGGUUGGUGUAUUCAUGUCAUCUUGGCCGGGGGCAUCUAUCCUUGGUCUCGGAGAGUGGUUCAUAAAACGAAUGCCAUUUGUUCGCCAUAUUUAUGAUGCAUCUAAGCAAAUCAGUGCUGCCAUUUCACCUGAUCAAAACAAGCAUGCAUUCAAGGAAGUGGUCAUCAUUAGGCACCCAAGAAUUGGCGAAUAUGCAUUUGGAUUUAUCACUUCGGAAGUUCUACUUCAGCUCACAGCUGAGACAAAAGUUUACAUGGUUGAUUGCAUUCAUCUGGACUAUAAGUAUGCUUUGAAUUGCUUUGAUGUUAAACAUCAUCUUAUUGCAGAAAUUGUUGUCUCUGUGGGCACGACGAUGCCUCAAGUACUAUCAAUUCAAGAAACUGAGCCAAACCAGUUGAACAGGAUCAGAUCCACCCGAAGCUGA
This is a messenger RNA of Miscanthus lutarioriparius, 834 nucleotides long. The record is from the annotation of a GenBank genome assembly. NCBI's taxonomy places the organism in Eukaryota, Viridiplantae, Streptophyta, Magnoliopsida, Poales, Poaceae.